This is a messenger RNA of Lolium rigidum, 1209 nucleotides long. Its product is annotated as ethylene-responsive transcription factor ERN1-like. The record is from RefSeq and is a predicted model, not a curated record. Bases 1 to 1209 code for a protein of 402 amino acids. Gene Ontology annotation, biological process: regulation of DNA-templated transcription. Gene Ontology annotation, molecular function: DNA binding; DNA-binding transcription factor activity. NCBI's taxonomy places the organism in Eukaryota, Viridiplantae, Streptophyta, Magnoliopsida, Poales, Poaceae. The transcript has a single exon.
AUGGCGGGCAAGCGCAAGGCCCCAGACGCUGACUGUGACGUCAACAAUGCUGUCGUCCCCAGCCAGCCUCCGCCGCUUCUACCAUCGGUGUCCACCGACGCGUGGGCGACGUCGGCUUCCGUGGCGGCGGCCACGGCGGCGAGGCAGCAGCAGCGCGGGAGGAAGCGGUUCGUGGGCGUGCGGCAGCGGCCGUCGGGCCGGUGGGUGGCCGAGAUCAAGGACACCAUCCAGAAGAUCCGCGUGUGGCUCGGUACCUUCGACACCGCAGAGGAGGCCGCGCGUGCCUACGACGAGGCCGCAUGCCUCCUCCGCGGCGCCAACACGCGCACCAACUUCUGGCCGCGCCCCUCGCCGCCUCCUGCCGCCGUCCAGCCGCCGGUUGCGAUGCCUCCGUCGCCGGCGCUGCCGUCCAAGGUGUCCAACCUCCUCCUCCUCCGCCUCAAAGCACGCAACCAGCAGAUCCUCCUCAACGACGCCGUGCCGCAGCAAGAAGCCGCGCUGCUGCACCUGCAGCAGCAGCAGAACAUGAGGUCCUCGUCGACGUCGUCGUGCCAAGAAUCUUACGGGCAUGGCCGCGAAGAGGAGUACGGCUUCCAGGUCGACGACUUCCUGAGCGACGAGUGCAACAACUCGCCAGAAAUGGGCGAGGAGGAGGAGGAAGAAGAGGUGGAGGAGGAGGAAGAGGAGCUGAACUUUCAGUUCAUGGAAACGGAAGCCGGGGGCGAGGCGAGCGCGCUCUGCUCCCCGUUCGAGAUGGUGGCCGAAGAGCUCGGCGGCUCGGUGCCCACGGAAGCCGACCACGUCGACGGCGAGCCGGAAACAGCGGUGCAGGAGGCUGUGAGGAGGAUGAACUACGAGAGGAAGGUGUCCGCGUCGCUCUACGCGCUCAGCGGCGUGUCCGAGUGCCUCAGGAUGCGCCUUGGCAGCGGCGGCGGCGCGGCGCGCGAACAGCUCUCCGGCCUGCGUGAGGCGUGCCGGAAGAAGCAGCGAGUAGCACCGGCGCAACAGCAAGAGCAAUCCCCAGAACCAGCUGCUGCUGACGCGGAGGGUGGUAAAGCUUCAGGCCAAGAAGAGCGUUCCGGCAGCAGCAGUAGCAGUGGCCUCACGCAAGCGGCGAGCUCGUCGUCCUCGUCGGAGGCAAACACCACCGACGGUGAAGUGCUGCUGUGGAGCACCCUGGAUCUGGCCCCAAUCUGCUUCAUGGCAUAG